This is a messenger RNA of Moneuplotes crassus, 802 nucleotides long. Lineage: Eukaryota; Ciliophora; Spirotrichea; Euplotida; Euplotidae. The record is from the annotation of a GenBank genome assembly.
UUGAAGCCAAGAAUAUGAAAAAGAUCUUGUUCACCACGAUCUCUGCUCCUUUUUGAUAUGUCACUGGAAGUGCUUACCUUUGGCAGAAGAGAAGGAAGAUCGAGAAAAUCCAGGAGAUAGAGUGUCGCAAAGGUACUCUUACCAAGGAGCCUCUUGAUAUCACUCCAAAGAAUGGAGAAGACAGCUUCAACUUCAAUGUGUGUAAUUCUGAGGAUUUUAAGGAAACCUAUGAGUAUCGCCCAGUGAAAAUUAGCGGGAUUUAUGAUCAUUCAAAGGAAAUAUUUGUGGAAAGGACCGUUGAUCAUCAUAGAGGGUAUUGUGUUCUUACUCCUUUGUACACUCAUCUUAAUUCUAAAGGUGAUAAGGUUGGCAUAUUUGUCGAUAGAGGCUGGAUUGACGAUGAAUACAGAAAUUCUAAGAUUCAUUAUGAUUCUGAGAAAAUUAAUAAGAAGGAAGAAAUUAUGGGAAUUAUUCGGGACACUGAGGCCAUUGUAAAGAAUUACAUCCCGAAUGACCUUAAAGAGAAUAGAGUAAUGUCUAUUGAUGUCAAAGAAUUCGAAGAGUUUAGAGGUAUUAAAAUGCCAGAAAUUGGGAGAGAGAGGUACUGAUUCAUGAGAGAAACUGAUUUUGGUCAGAAAAAUAAAGGAAAUUUAUACCCGCAACUUCCUUCAGCACAAUCUUUUCUUAGUUGGUAUGUCAUGCCAGAUAGACACCAAGCCUAUGCCAAUUUUUGGUUGUUCCUGACUUGAACGAUUGUAGGAUGUAAUUUCUUGGUAUAUGUUGCUAUAUAAAUUUCAGAUUA